Clonostachys rhizophaga is the source of this 396-nucleotide messenger RNA. The record is from the annotation of a GenBank genome assembly. Lineage: Eukaryota; Fungi; Ascomycota; Sordariomycetes; Hypocreales; Bionectriaceae.
AUGGCAGCGCCAGUUUCCCUCCCUGAUGUCAUCGCCUCUAUAACAUCUCAUUGGUCACCACACCUCGUCGCCACCAUCAACAAUCACCACGUCAAAGUCGCCAAAAUUGACGGCGCCUUCAUAUGGCACGCACAUGAAAAUUCCGACGAGGUCUUCUAUCUCAUUUCUGGCAAGCUCACAAUGGAGAUGGAGGGGGGAGCAGUCGAAGUAGAAGCCAGAGCAGAGAUCCGCAACGUUUUGAUGAAGCCGGGAGACAUGUUCACCGUACCCAAGGGCGUCAGGCAUCGGCCUGUCGCAGAGGAUGCCGUGAUCAUGAUGAUAGAGAGGGAGGAUACGGUCAACACAGGAGAUCAAGUGGACUCUGAGAGAACGAGAGUAGUCAAGGAUGCGCGUUAA